Jaculus jaculus (lesser Egyptian jerboa) is the source of this 5459-nucleotide messenger RNA. RefSeq names its product ALS2 C-terminal like (gene Als2cl). The transcript is spliced from 27 exons. The record is from RefSeq and is a predicted model, not a curated record. Bases 762 to 3617 code for a protein of 951 amino acids. Lineage: Eukaryota; Metazoa; Chordata; Mammalia; Rodentia; Dipodidae.
CACCACCACCUCCUGCAAGGCUCGUGACCUGGACUCCCGGGGUGCUAAGGGCCAAGGGGCCUCAGCCUGCCUGGGGAAGGCUUGCCAAGAGGAGGUGACGGCGGGUCCGGGCGGAAAGGCCAGGAAGAGAAGCCAGGGAAGUGGCAUUGCCCGCCCGAGAGCGGGGCGGACGGGUGCCUGGCUGCUGGAACUCCCGGUGCCAGGGCGGAAAGACUACACUAACUACAUACGGGGCUGCAGAGAGGGGGAGGGAAGUUUGAGAGCACCCGAGGGCCAGGGCCAGCGUGCUGCUGCCGACAGAGGCUGGGAGUGGAGAUGGAGAGGACAGGUGUGACUCCCUUGGGUGGUCUCUCUCUCUUCUCUCUCUCCACUGUCCACUGAGCGUGUUGAUUGAAGAAGAGACUUCUGGGGACGGAAGGUGCUUGCUUGAUUAAGGGACUUCCAGGGCAGACAAGGAAAAGGUCUCCUUGUCCACACCAGACACAAACUCCUUGCCCAUCCAGAGCCGGAAAUACCAGAGUGCCAUGGGGUGUGGCGGAGGGGCCUGACAGACCACAGGGUUGGGAAAGGGCAGAGGACUCACCAGCCUCAGGAGCAGACCGCAGAGUCCCCGGACAGAGACUCAGUGGAAAGGUGGCCAGGUUAGAGCCACCACCAAAUAGUCCCCUGGACUCUUGGAUCCAUGGCUGGUGUUGGAGUGGGCCAGAACUGAAUUUGAAGAGGACAUACUCUUGGGAGGCGCUGCACCCAGUUUCCUGGCCAUGUGCAGCCCUGAGGAAACAGCCCUGCUUCGGCUGGAGGAGAUCUUCUCAGCCACCCUCGCCUACACCACCAGCCUCAUCCUGCAGCCUCUGCUUGAAGCCGACCCAGAGUCCCCUGAGCCCCACAGCCAGGAGUGUCUGCAUCUUGUGCAACAUCUGCACACCAGUGCCCAGCAGCUGUGGGACGUGACAGAACAGAGCCUCCGCUCACUGGGGGCGAGGCUGCACAGCCCAUCCUGCGUUGGUUUGGAGACCCUGGAGCUACUGUGUAGACCUGACCGUGUCGUACAGGCCCACAAGGAGUACAUAGAGGCCUAUACUGACUGCAUGGUGGCGCAGACCUUCCAGAAGUCCACGAAGAAGAGGAGCAGGUACUGGCAGAGCCAGCGGAAGGCCCUGCGACAGCUGCUGUGGUUGACCUCCGAGGGCUCGAUGGGCACCGCGCUGGGCCAGGCCCUCAGCCAGCCCCAUGCCAGGCACGUGCAGCAGUACGUGCUCCUCUUGCUGAGCCUCAGGGACACCCUGGAGGAGCAUCACCCUGCCCAGGAACUGGUCAUGCACGCAGUCACCCUCUUUGGGGACCUACAGUCCUUCAUGAGGCAGGCGUUGGACCAGGCGGAGGCCACCCAAGCCCUGUGGCACACCCUGAGCAGCCGGCCGAGGGAUGUUCUCUGCACUCCGAGUCACCGACUCCUGCAGGACAGCUACGACGUCCCCGUGACGGUCACCCCGCUGCGGGCUGAGCGCGUGCUACUCUUCGAUGACACCCUCGUCCUGCUGCAGGGCCACAACAUCCGCACCUUUGACUUGAAGCUGGUGUGGGUGGAUCCUGGGGAGGACAGGUGCAUGUUUCACAUCCUCACGCCUGAAGAAGAGUUCUCCUUUUGUGCCAUGGACCCCCAGAGCCAGGCGGUCUGGCAGGGGAAGGUGACCCUGGCCGUGUGCCAGGCCCUGCGUGGCAAGAAGGACUUCCCCGUGCUGGGGUCAGGCCUGGAAUCUCCGGUGUCUCCUGCCUGCCGCUGUGUGGCUUACACCUUCCGCCACGAGGGCCGUCUUUUCCAGGCCACCUAUGAAGGCGAGUGGUACCGGGCCAAGCCCCAUGGCACGGGAACCCUGAAGUGGCCGAAUGGGCAGAAUCACGUCGGGGAUUUCUCUCAGGGCUUGGAACAUGGCUUUGGCAUCCGCCUGGUGCCCCAGGCCUCCGAGGACAAAUUUGACUGUUACAAGUGCCACUGGAGGGAAGGCAUCAUGUGCGACUAUGGCAUCUGUGAGUACGGCACUGAUGAGGUCUACAGGGGUUACUUCCAGAAGGGUCUGCGCCAUGGCUUUGGCAUCCUUGACAGUGCACCCCAGGCCCCCCAGCCUUUCCGGUACACGGGCCACUGGAAGAGGGGCCAGAGGAACGGCUACGGCAUUGAGGAGGACCGCGACAGGGGUGAGCGUUACAUCGGCAUGUGGCAAGCUGACCAGCGUCAUGGCCCCGGGGUCGUGGUCACCCAGUCGGGCGUUUGCUACCAGGGCACCUUCCUGGGGGACAAGAUGGUUGGCCCUGGCAUCCUGCUUUGUGAGGACGACUCCCUCUAUGAGGGUACAUUCACCAGAGAUCUGACAUUCUCGGGAAAGGGCAAGGUCACCUUCCCCAAUGGCUUCACGCUGGAGGGCGCGUUCGGCAGUGGGGUAGGAAAAGGACUGUACACCCAGGGAGUGCUGGACACGGCUGCCCUCCCGCCUGACCCCAGCAGCGCCCGCAAGAGGCAGCUGGGGUUGGGUGCCUUCCCCGUGGAGAGCCGCUGGCAGGGAGUCUACGGCCCCUUCCGGGACUUCGUGGGCGCUGGCUGCCCCAGGCACCUGCAGGAGGCGCUCCUGGGCUUCGACGUGCCCAGUUCUCGACAGCUGCGCAGGCCACAGGAGUACCUGUGCUGCGAGAGGAGCCACCCCGAGGACGGUGCGGGCAGCACGGAAGACACCCUGCAGGAGCUGCUGCGGCACCAGGAGCCCAAGGCCCUGCAGAAGUACCUCAGGAAGGCUCUGAGCAACUCCCGACACCCCCUGGGCAAGCUGCUGCGGACACUGAUGCUGACCUUCCAGGCGACGUAUGCGGGCAUUGGGGCCAACAAGCAUCUCCAGGGACUGGCUCAGGAGGAGGUUAAGCAGCAUGCCCACGAACUCUGGGCUGCCUACAGGGGUCUGCUGAAGGUCGCCUUACAGCGGAACGGCCAGACCCUGGAGAAUGAAGAUGCCGACACAAGGGACUUUCAAGUGCAUGGGCUGCUGCUGCCCCUUGUCCUGCCCAGCUUCUACUCGGAGCUCUUCACGCUCUACCUGCUCCUCCACGAAAGGGAAGAUGGUCUCUACAGCCAGGGCAUUGCCAACCUCAGCCUCUUUCCAGACACCAGGCUGCUGGAGUUCCUAGAUGUGCAGAAGCACCUGUGGCCCCUCAAGGACCUCAGACUGACAAGCAAUCAGAGACACUCCCUAGUCCGGGACAAGUGCUUCCUGUCGGCCACCGAGUGCCUGCAGAAGUUCAUCACCACAGUGGAUCCCCGGGAGAAGCUGGAAGUGCUGGAGAAGACCUACGGGGAAAUCGAGGCCACGGUGUCACGGGUGCUGGGCAGGGAGCACAAGCUGCCCAUGGAUGACCUGCUUCCUCUGCUCAUCUACGUCGUAUCACGGGCCCGAAUUCAGCACCUGGGAGCUGAGAUCCACCUGACCCGUGACAUGAUGGACCCCAUCCACACGGGAGGCCUGUGCGACUUCCUGCUCACAGCCCUGGAGUCCUGUUACGAGCACAUCCAGAAAGAAGACAUGAGGCUGUGCCGCCUGCCUGGCCGCUGGGUGUCCAGGGAGCGCUGGUAGCGUGACUCCCUCCUGGACCCAGCAUGGUGUUGAAGGGCCGCGUGGACUUUGGGGUAGCAAGCGCUCCCCACCUCCUCCCCGCCACCCAAGUCAAACACUGGGCGGACUACAGAGGCAGCUUUCAAAGAAGAUGGCAUUUUUGCCCCCUCACAGGAGGACCACCAGAUGCUGCUCCAACCGUGGGGAGGGUGAAUGACCACAGCUGGCGGCUAACUCUUGGCCACUGGUCCAAGACCCGAGGACCCCUUACCCUAUAGCGGUAUGGUAUGGCGUGAGGAGCCCCGAUUUCUACCUGAUGAGCCAUCCAGCCUCAGGGCCACCCUUCUGAAUGAAAGUGGGUCCCAGCCAGCCGUGGUGGCGCACGCCUUUAAUCCCAGCACUCGGGAGGCAGAGGUAGGAGGAUCACCGUGAGUUCAAGGCCACCCUGCGACUACAGAGUGAUUUCCAGGUCAGCUUGAGCUACAGUGAGACCCUACCUCGAAAAAGCAAAAAAUAAAAACAAAGUGGGCCCCUAAAGAGUUCCCCAUCCACCUUGUGGAGCUCCGGAGUCCUUCCCCAAGUCUGGCCUCAGUUCACCGGGCUGCAAUGGAAAUUCUUACAACACAGCUUCUCGAAACUCGUUUGUCUCGUUUCUGUUUCACUGCUUCUGAACCGAGGACUCCAAGCUGCAGAAGAUUCCUGGAAACCUGCCUCCUCCCUUGCUCAGCGCCGGGUCAAACCGGUCUCUCAGAGGCUUUGGAGCGGGAGAGUGGCAGCUCUCCACCAAGCUGUGGCCCCAGCAGGACCCCUCGAUGAAGGUGUGUGUAAAAAUAACAGGGGUCACUUACCUGGCACUGAUUGACUCACCGCCAGCAGACUGCAGACGGCCCAUGAAACGACACGCCUGUGACCACCGAGGCCCGCCUACGGGACGGACAGCAGAGACAGGCCGUGCCUUGACUGAGAAGCCAAACUGUGGCUCAGGGCCCCAUAAGCUUUGGGAGUUUGGGCUAUUUAAAUGGUGGUCCUACAGCAACAGCAUGUGUUACCCAUCACCAGCAUUUGCACAGAGCAGGGAAUUCCGGUUUUAGUCCAUUGAUAGCACCGUGCAUGUGAGGAGAUUCGACACCACAGACAGCCGCAGGACUCUGUUUCCAUGGCUGCUUCUAUCACAUAAUGGGUAGAAACAUGUUACUGCUUCAGGGCUGUAAUGCACGUCCUGUGGCUCCGUUCUGUAAGAUUCCCUGAAGUUUCGAUACAUGCUGUUUUCUUUAAAUGACUUAAGUUUAAAGCAUCUGAGUUGUUUUCAGCAGUUGACCGUCUUGUCGUCCUUCAUCAGUGUGGCUUAAGGGCACAGCUCGAUGGCUCCCCUUUCUGUUGUCCGCUCAGUCCACACACGCACCUCUCCCCUGUCGACAGGUGGUACAGCUGUCAACGAAUCUUCAUGGACCUGAAGAUCAUUUCUUGUGAAGUUGAAUGCACGUAUACUGUCAUUCAUAGUGUUUAUAUAAAAAUACCAGGAAUCUUCACUUUUGCUACCUUGAUAUAGCGUUCGGCUAUCAUGUUACAACAUUGAAAUACAUCGAUUUAUUAAAAAAAUACUUUUAUAAGAAAAAAAAAUAGUGGUCCUAGUGUGAGACCACCAGAUACAAGAGGUGGGCCUCAGAGAACCUUCAUCCUUGCUGGGCCUCAAGUUCCUCCUUCCCACAUUGAGGGACUUGGGCCGGGCGACCUGCUGCCCCGACAAGACAGGUAGCAACAGGUGGGCAGGACUGUGCGCUGAAGCCCAAGGGUGAAGAAUAAGGGAAGGUUUAGGGCUGGAGAGAUGGCUCAGUGGCUAACACACUCACCUGAGAAGCCCAA